[Torrubiella] hemipterigena is the source of this 1497-nucleotide messenger RNA. Lineage: Eukaryota; Fungi; Ascomycota; Sordariomycetes; Hypocreales; Clavicipitaceae. The record is from the annotation of a GenBank genome assembly.
AUGCAUGUUAGAGUAGCAUUCGCUUCACCACCUGCACCAUUUACAAGAUACGCAGCUGGGUUUAUUAGGAACCAUGACGGCACUCUUAUCGACUGCUUUGGACCUCGCCAAGCUGAAGUCACUGCUUCGUGGCCGCAGAUAUCAGCGCAACUCAUGCAGGCACCUGCACCCACAGGCAUUCAUCAUGUCUCACAAACUGCAAUCAAAGUAGAUCCAAAGAUUCCAGAAUGCCAAUCUGGAAGGGACUAUAUAGUUUAUGAGACAGUGCGGCCCGAAGCAGAUCACAUCCUUGGCCACGUUUUGCAUGCGCCAGCCAAGCAAACAGUCGAAGGCGACGCUUUUGAUAGGCUCUUGGCAGCAACAAUCCUAUCUUCAUUGCAGCUAAGCGCAGAAACUCACCAAAAGUCCAUCGCAGAAGAUGCCGUGGCGGAUUUUAUCGCAGACUUGUUUGAUCGUACGCUCCGCCACGAAGCCAAGCACGAUAAGUGGCGUGCAAGAGGGCGGGAAGGCUUUCGUGCACAAGUGGCCAAGUUUACGAGUAGUGGGAGACCUGUGGAAUUCUGUCUACCUGCGUUUCCUUGCAAAUCAUCUAACAAGGAAAAGGUCCUCUCUGAGCAUCCAGAUCGCGCAGAGCACUUGGCGCUGAAAGGCCUGCAUGCGUUUCUGCAGGAUAUUGAAGCAAUAUACAGCCCUGGAGCGAGAUUAUGGAUCAUCAGCGACGGCCACGUUUUCAGUGACUGUAUUGGUGUGGACGACGAUGUUGUUGAUUCUUAUAGCGCCAGCCUCCAACACAUGGAGCAGGACAUAGCCAAUAGCACAAAUGGCCAAGGGCGUAUCACUUUCAUGUCGCUACCAGAUAUGUUCUCUGGAACUUGCAGCAGUCUUAGCCGUCUCUGCGAUGACCGGCACCUACGCAAGCUUAUAGGCACCAGAGUCACUGAUGAGGCCGAGGCGUGCCGAAAAAUCCUAAUGGCUGGUUUCAGGCAAGAUGAUAAUGACCUUAGAACCCAACUAGAUGCUGGAGACACCAGCACAACCUCCUUGUAUCGUGGCUUCUCGCGGUUUAUGUUGGAGGACUUGACAAUGAACAAGUAUACGAGUCACCUGAGCCGGUCCCAGCUUCGAAAGAUGGCUUCAAAAGUAGCCUAUGAGAUGAUAGAGAGAAACCAAGCAUACUCGAAUCUCGUACAGACACUGUUUCCUCACCAUGUACGACUCUCUAUUCAUGCCCACGAUAAUGCGGGCCCGAAAUAUGGUAUACAAAUGCUUGGCCCAGGCGUGAGGACGACACAUGUCCUUCCACCUGACGGAAAGGGCGUUGAUAGCUGCGACAAGCUACAUGUGCCUACACCGUGGCACAACUGUGUCAUUGAAGUAGACGAAUAUAGCCAUCUUUUCCUAGUUAAAGCGAGUGUUGCUCGUUUGGCUAUGGAAAGCGGCGUAGUUACGGGCAAAGUGGUGGACUCGGGGAACGGGUUAUACAUGAAGAUGAACUAA